Molecule: messenger RNA, 279 nt
Organism: Penicillium psychrosexuale
Lineage: Eukaryota; Fungi; Ascomycota; Eurotiomycetes; Eurotiales; Aspergillaceae
Exons: 3
Coding region: 1-279 (92 amino acids)
Source: RefSeq, a predicted model, not a curated record
AUGCUUCUCCGCCUUCGUCACGAAACAAAUGGCACUCUUGCGCUCUUGCGUGGGUUCCCUCAUGGCAACUAUCCUCGGUCUCUGAUUUCUUUUUCGCUACGUCUUUUAAAGGGCUGCCUGAAGCCUGCGCCGAGGCGGCAGUCCCGUCUUGUGCUUAUAUCAUUGCCCUGGCGUGAGCCCGGUCGCUCACGAUUUCCGACCUCCACACAACUCCUUGGUCUUGAAGCACCUAUUUUAUUCUCUCCUAAAUAUCUCUCAGUUCACAAUUCUAAACACUAA